UUGAUGAGUAUGAUUGAAAAUAUUUACAACAUUCAUAAAAUUAAAAACUUGCUUCGUUAUAAUUACACUUUGUUGCAAAGAAACUAAGCCUGGAAAAUAAGCCAGUAGUAGUAGAAUAAUUAUUAAAAAUUUUUACAAUGUCUACUCAAGAUUAUGAGAAUCAUAUAGAAGAUCUUCAAAUAAAAGAACGCAGACCUUCGGCUUUAAAUGAAUUAAAGCUUAUGUUAACAUAUAAACCAGCUUCCGAAGCCGUAGCAAUAAUUCAAAGUACUGGAAUUUCCAAAAUUCUUCAGUGUUUAAAUUCUUCGGAUAAGAUACAAAUAGAAUUGACUUGUGAAGUACUAAAAAUAUGUUUCGAAAAAUUUGAAGCUGGAGAAGUCAUUAAAAUAUACAUUAGUUAUAUUAUGUACUUGUUACGACAUGAGAAUGAAUGUGUCCGAAGAUUGGCUAUUGAUGAGGUCUAUAAAACAAUAACAAAUGAUGCUAUCUUAUUGCCCAUGCCAAAAUAUAUAGACUUAUAUGUGGCUACAGCACAAAUGGUCUGUGAUCAAGAUGUUGGAAUUUCUAAUAAAGCUGUUUUUAUAACAUCUAAUCUAUCAGCUGAAGCUUAUGCUAAAGUAUUGGAAGAAAUGAAAAUAGCUUUGGAAUGUAAUAGCAGUAGCAAAUGUAAUGCUUUCGAGGUAAUAAUCAAUAUUUCAACAAAAUCUUACGAUCUAUUCAAUUUGUGCAUAGAUCAAGGAUACAUUGAUUAUAUGGCAAAUGAACUUCAGUCAGAUGAUAUACUUUAUCAAUUGAAUAUUCUUGAACUGUUAUCACAAUUGGCAAUUAAACCAUAUGGAAUCAAUUACCUCAUAAAACAAGGAAUCUUAUUGAAGAUAUCAGAGUUAGUAAAAGGCUUUCAUCAAAAUCCUUUUGGGGGUCUUUUAAUACCAGGUUAUAUGAAAUUUUUUGGAUGCAUUGCACAUUAUUAUCCAAAGGAGAUAUUCCAGAAAUAUCCUGUUUUAUUAGAAUCUCUUUUUGAUGCUUUGGAUUCUGAAGAUGCCACAAUAUUACCAGUAGCUCUAGACACACUUGGUUUCAUAGGAACCACAAUAGAGGGCAAGAUGUGCUUAAUGGCACUAGGAAGCAAGUAUACACAAAUUGUUGAAAAAUUAGGACUGAAUAUUAAAAAUAGUCCCACAGAAAUAAAAAUCCGUUCAUUGCAAUGUAUAGCUAACCUUAUUGGUAUAGACAAAGAUCCAAAAGCAAAGGUUGAUCCUAUUGACAACAGGGUAACUCUAAUGACUCGGGAAUGGUUUAGAAGUCUCAGCAAGCAACCAGACGCAAUGGAUGUAUUGUUUGAAAAUUGUAAAAAUCCAUUUCCAGACAUAACAUUAGCUGCUUUAACUUUACUCAAUGCUAUUUGUCAACAUCAUUGGGGUGAAGAAUUAGUAGCAAGAACAGCAGGUUUUAUUGAGUACCUUCUUGAUCGGUCUGUUAAUUUUACAAAAGAAUCAAAAGAAAUAAAAUAUGAAAUAAUUAAAUGCUUGUCAAAUUCUACAGUAUUUGAUGACAAUAUCUUAACCAGGCUCCAAAAAUAUGUGGAACAGGGUCCUUUUUACACUGAAAUAGUAACUCAAGUAGCUAUGGAGGAAGAAUAA
This is a messenger RNA of Vanessa atalanta (red admiral), 1640 nucleotides long. Its product is annotated as 26S proteasome non-ATPase regulatory subunit 5. The coding region runs from base 138 to 1640 and encodes 500 amino acids. The transcript has 7 exons. Gene Ontology annotation, cellular component: cytosol. The record is from RefSeq and is a predicted model, not a curated record. Gene Ontology annotation, biological process: proteasome assembly. Lineage: Eukaryota; Metazoa; Arthropoda; Insecta; Lepidoptera; Nymphalidae.